Cuscuta campestris is the source of this 2102-nucleotide messenger RNA. NCBI's taxonomy places the organism in Eukaryota, Viridiplantae, Streptophyta, Magnoliopsida, Solanales, Convolvulaceae. The record is from the annotation of a GenBank genome assembly.
CUCUUUCUUUCUUUAUAUACACCAAUGGGCAGACAGUGGUUCAGCUGGGGAGGCCGCGGGGGAAGAUCGUCUUCCUCCGGCGAGAAAACGAGAGAAUCCCCAAGAAAACCGCCGCCGGCGAACACCACCGCCGGGUGCAUGUGUGCGGUUCUCCAGAUCUUCGAUUUGCCUCCCCACCGCUCCCUCUCCUCUUUCCUCCAACAACAAGACGACCAUUUUGAACCAACCCCUAAAGGGGUUGAAGCGCCAAGAAACAGCUUGGAGGUGGAGGAGAUAAUGGUGUUGAAGCCUGCAAAUGUGGCUUUCAAACCAAAGGGACAAGAAACAAAAAUUUUGAAUAAUGUCUCUGUGGGGAUUAAUCAGAUAAGGACGAGCUGUGAAUUUUCGUCGUCGGAGUGCAGCUCGUCGUCUCCGGGAGGAGCUCGGACGCCGAAUCUGGUGGCGAGACUGAUGGGGCUCGACCUUCUGCCGGAGAAUAUCAACAGUGGCUCCUCCCCUGCUUCAACAUUAUCCUCUUCUUCGAGGCUGGACAGAGCCCGCUACCUCCUCCACCGUUCCGGCACUCUGUCUCUGCCAGAGACGCCGCGAGUGUGGAUGAAUAGGAAGUCGGACGUGGAGAUUUACCACCGCAACCGCCACCAGCACCACCACCACAGGCUGUCUCUUCAGAUCAAUAAAGAGAAUGUGGGGAUGGGCGGUGAAGACGAUGAAGCAUCCAAAAGGGUGAAAAGAAUUGUGAAGCAUUUGAAAGAGAGCAGAAAAUUUGGCCAAGACAUAACGAACACGGCGGCCGGAGAACACCGCCGGCAAGAUAGCUUUCUUGAUACUUGUACUCAGGUCGUCUUGCUCAAACCGAAUAGACCAUCCGCCGGGAAGGUCGCAGCGAAUGACGAUUUUCCCCACGCCAAGAAUCACUCUCCGAGGUUAUUGUCGUCCCCAAAAACAGAGGACCCUCCCGUCAAACAGCCUCAAAAAACCAUUCCAAAGCCAAAAUGUCAUCAUCAAGAAAUUCCCAACGCAGUCAUACAUUCAUACAAAAACACUCGCCAAAGGAAACCGCCGCCGCAGAAGGAAGAAACGUUCGUCCGGCCGGCGGCAAACACAGCCCAAGAAAACAAGAAGGGCGUAAAGAGAGCAACUCCACUAUCAAGUCCCAACAAUGUUCCGACAAUAUUGCCGGCGGUAAUGAGGAAAGAUCGACGACCGUCGCCGGCGCAGGGAAAAUCUGUUCAAAAGCUGGAAAAGGCCGUCCUUUUUGUACAGAAAAGUGGCUCUCUGUUAUCUAGUUCUCCGAGCCUAACGUACAGAUCCCCUGCUGCAACCACCGCCGCGCCGCCGCUGGAAUUGGAGUACAUACAGAGAGUACUUAAACGUGCGGGGAUCGAAAAAGAAACUCCGGUGACCUCGUCAAAAUGGCAUUCCUAUUCCCACCCAUUAAAUCCUUCCAUUUUCCACUACAUGGAACUCUUCCACCACUCCACCCUGAAGCGCCGGAGCGACAGAAAGUUGAUCUUCCAUCUGGCCGACGAGCUACUCGCCGGAAUAUUGAAAUCCCGGCGGGGAUCCAUGAACGGGUCGGACCUGGCGGAAGCACUCUGUUUUAAAAUCCGGGAACUGCCCUCCAGAGAAUGCCACGUGUUGGAAGACAUAGACGCAUUGAUCGACGGGGACUUGAAGAAAUCCGAUGAGAAUGAGAGGGAUGAAGAGGUAGAGGGUAUGGUGGGGGAGAUUGAACGCUACGUGGUGGAGGCGCUGGUGGGGGAGACGGCGGCGGCGGUCCUGGAGGUGGCGCGGCCGUACCGGGGGAGGAGGAGGAGAGAGGGGGUGGGUUUGUGUCACAGGCUCUGACUUUCUGAGGAAGGUCACAUGGGUCAUUCCCCGUGAUUAGAUGCCACUGUGGGCCCACUACGGUUUUGUGGGGUACACCUGUCGUGAACCCACAUUCGUUGGACGUUUUUAUCACUCACUCUUUUUAUUUUUGUAAAUUAGUUUUAACUUGUUGUUUUAGGGGAAGUUUUAACUUGUUAUUGGCAUGAAUAUUCAAUUCUUAUGUAAAAAUAAAUUUAUGAAUUUGAUGUUUUUAAUGAAAAGUUGGAAUUAGA